This is a messenger RNA of Cygnus atratus (black swan), 3137 nucleotides long. RefSeq names its product NCK adaptor protein 2 (gene NCK2). The transcript is spliced from 7 exons. The coding region runs from base 825 to 1967 and encodes 380 amino acids. Lineage: Eukaryota; Metazoa; Chordata; Aves; Anseriformes; Anatidae. The record is from RefSeq and is a predicted model, not a curated record. Gene Ontology annotation, biological process: negative regulation of PERK-mediated unfolded protein response; negative regulation of endoplasmic reticulum stress-induced eIF2 alpha phosphorylation; positive regulation of translation in response to endoplasmic reticulum stress. Gene Ontology annotation, molecular function: protein binding.
GGGGCCGCCGCCGGGCGCUGCGGGCUGAGGGCGGGCAGGGAGCGGAGGAGCCGGAGCCGCCGAGGGCCGGGGCCUUGGACGCGUCCGGAGGAGGAAGAGGGAAGGGGGGAGCCGGCCCCCAGCGGAGCACGCAGCCUGCAUCCGCUCCGGGGAAGGGAAGAGGGAAGCGGAGGGGGGGGGAGCGAGCGAGCGAGCGGGCACCGCCGCCGAGGAGACAAAGAAGCGGAGCCCGCCCGGGCUGGGAGCCUCCUCCCCGCCCCGCUCCGCUCCGCUCCCCGCCGCCCGGGCCGGGCCGAGCCGAGAAUGUGCUCAGCUGAGAUUGAUCACUGGCGUGUGAAAUGACCAAAUUAUAACAAUGGAGAGUUUUCUGAGAUACUUGCGUACGUAACUUUGUUGGAGAGUCCUGCCUUUCACUGCCUGAAUCCUUUUAACAGUGUGCCAAAGAUUGUAAUACGGCUAGAUAACUUCAGCCUGCCUGUGUUGUGAAAAUAACCAUUUUAGAAGCGGAACCUGUGUGGGAGCACCGUCAGCCAGCUGCACUGUUAGUGCUCGCUUUCUUCAUGUUCUCCAUAUCCCCAGGAAUAGUGCGAAUUGACCAUUUUACAAUUGCCGAGAUAAAAUGGAUCGAUCUGGUUUGGAGAGAGAGUUUAUAUUGACGGCAGCGGCAUCCAGCACACGCUUGAUUGCAGUCUCCCCAUGGCUACAUCAGCACAUCGAUCUGGAGGCUAUCUGCCCACUGCAUGCGAGUCAGAAACCAGAGUGCUUUAUGGGAGACGGCGUUCCAGAGCUCAGGCUCUCCUAUGUCUUUAAGGACUCCAUGAAAGAUGACAGAAGAAGUUAUUGUUAUUGCAAAGUGGGAUUACACUGCACAGCAGGACCAAGAACUUGACAUCAAGAAAAAUGAACGUCUUUGGCUAUUAGAUGAUUCGAAGACAUGGUGGAGGGUAAGAAACGCGGCCAACAAAACGGGAUAUGUGCCAUCAAAUUAUGUGGAGCGAAAAAACAGCUUGAAGAAAGGUUCUCUGGUUAAAAAUCUAAAAGACACAUUGGGCUUGGGAAAAACAAAAAGGAAGACGAGCGCGCGAGACGCCUCGCCUACUCCCAGCACAGAUGCGGAGUACCCGUCCAACGGCAGCAGCGGGGACCGCAUCUACGACCUCAACAUUCCUGCCUAUGUCAAGUUCGCCUACGUGGCGGAGAGAGAGGAUGAACUGUCCCUCGUCAAGGGGUCCCGGGUCAUCGUCAUGGAGAAGUGCAGCGAUGGCUGGUGGAGAGGGAGCUACAACGGACAGAUCGGCUGGUUUCCUUCGAACUAUGUGGUAGAGGAAGUUGAGGAGGCCACUGCAGAUUCACCGAGCUUCCUGAGCUUGAGGAAAGGCGCUUCCAUGAGUAACGGCCAGGGCACCAAAGUACUCCACGUUGUUCAGACACUGUAUCCAUUCAGCUCCGUCACAGAAGAAGAGCUCAAUUUUGAAAAAGGGGAAACAAUGGAAGUCAUUGAAAAGCCAGAAAACGACCCAGAAUGGUGGAAAUGUAAAAAUUCCAGAGGGCAAAUUGGUCUUGUUCCUAAAAACUAUGUAGUAAUCGUUAGCGAUGGUCCUACCAUUAACACUUCCCAUCCACCUCAGAUAAGCUACACGGGACCAUCUUCCACCGGACGAUUUGCUGGAAGAGAGUGGUAUUAUGGGAAUGUUACCCGACAUCAAGCAGAAUGUGCCCUAAAUGAGAGGGGAGUGGAAGGAGACUUCCUUGUUAGAGAUAGUGAAUCCUCGCCCAGUGACUUCUCGGUAUCUCUAAAGGCAUCGGGGAAGAACAAACAUUUCAAGGUGCAGCUCGUGGACAAUGUCUAUUGUAUUGGGCAGCGUCGCUUUAAUACUAUGGAUGAGUUGGUGGAACACUACAAAAAGGCUCCCAUCUUCACCAGUGAACACGGGGAAAAGCUAUAUCUUGUGAAAGCACUUCAGUGACGUUGAAGAUGGACUCGGCCGCCCAGGCCUCUUAUAACUUCCAAGCCUUAGGUCCUAAAUUCACUUUUAUAGAGCAGAGCAAUAUCUGAAGCAGGCUUAAAGAGUAGGCUCUUUCCAACGUGUUUGCUCUGUUGGUUGUUAUUUGUCCUUUUUCGUUUGCCUACUUUUGUGUUUCAGUUCUGUUAAUCUCAGAUCACCUCCUUUCAGGUCGAGCCGUUCACUAGGUGGCCGUUGCGAGCGCUCGCUUCCAUGACCGAGUUCUAAACCCCCCUCCUCUGCGUACGUUUACGGAGGUAGCUCGGAUGAGAAGGAGGGGGGUUUGCAAUUCAAAGCAGUGUUAACCUCUUCCGGCGGCUCACGCAGACAGAACUCUUCGUUAAGAGACAUCGGGCACAGCUUGAAUGCACUGAGGCUGCAGCUGAGUGAGUGAGAUACAGUAGACAUGACGGUUGUGGCUGUGAGUUCUGUAGCUAUUUUGCUUCCCGUAUUACAGAAACUCCUAGCUCCUAGAAGCACUCUUUACACUGUACUCUGCUAUUACAUUGCCUCUCUGACUCUUCGCAAAGAGUACACUAAUUAAAGCAUUUUGUAAUAGUACUUCCUAAACUACUAUGGUAAGAUUGUAGUAAAAGAAAACUAUCUAGUGUAUUUUGGUCUGUAAUUGCAAGAAAGAGAAAUUUUAUUUGAAAGUUGAUUACUAGAGAAAGAAUCAUUGAAAUGUAAAGACUGAAUGUUUUGGUAAUCUACAACCAAAUGUGCCAUCCACAUAAUGCUUUUUCCUCUUGCCCUUCUGCUUGUUUGAAUUAAACAAUUAUGUAUUUAAUUCUCAAAGUAAUAUGUAUCUGUAGCUGAUUGUUGACACUAAUACAGAAGAUUAAUAAAAAAUGAUCGUGGGAUGGGUGGGGCGGGCUACCAACACUAUAUAUAUAUUUGCUUUACAGAAAGAAAUCUUCAGGUUUUACAGAGGAUGGUGUGAUUGGUAGGAAGAGACACACAGAAUGUUUAUGAAGAAAAUGCAUUUCUCUCUUUUCUUUACAUUUAAACUCCUUUAUGGUUUAAAUAUACAGUCUUUAGAUGGCACACUCCUGAGAUUGAAGAAGGGGAUCUUAGGAUCUCCAAAUCUUGCAUACUCAGUUUUUUGGAUAUUGUAAUAAAAAAGGUAUUAUGUCA